CCCAUAAGAGCUCGACGUGGGCGACUUAAAUGAUAAAUGGAGAGUUUGUCUGGGAGUUGCUAGAGGAAGAGCCGCAGGAGCAGCAUGGAGGACAACACGCCGCUACACAACACCUCUUUUAAGUCCUGGCGCGAAACUCUACCAAGAAAACAACGAGUAGGCUGCGCUCUGGUCUUCCUGGCCGUGUUUCUGCUGAGCUCAACAGGGGUUCUCUUACUGGCGCUUGCUCUGAGAGGGGCCGACCCCUCGUCACCUGACACCCAGGCGCCUCUAAAUCCAGUGUAUGCCGCGUCCUCGACCGUCGUGGACCGGGAAGAGGCCGCGUGGACCCCCGCCAUCUCGGGCAGUUCCCCGCCAUCAUCGAUGACUGGUUCGCCGUCCACCGCCGCCGCCGAGCCACCGACCGUGUCGAUGAACAACAGGGCGAAGUCCUCCGCCGAGCCGCCGAUCGCUGGAGCACAGUCUGCAAAGCAUGCUGGGAGAUAUUCACCAGACCACAGUAGACAACAGCAGAAGGAUGAAGACAAGAAUCCAAGUGCCUUGCUCACAGCUCCGGAAGGCAUUGCAACAGACGGCCAAUAUCUGCGGUGGGGGACUGAGCACCACAACGCUCACCUUCACGGGGGCUUCUCCUACUCCGACGGCAGCCUGGUGGUGCCCAGGACUGGACUGUACAGGGUCUUCCUGCAGGUCACCUACUGGAUCCCGGAUGACUUCAAAUACGACACUUGCCCCUUGCGCCUGGAAAACAUUGUGUACAUUUUCAGGACCAGUUAUAAAGCGGACAUGCCUCUGCUGUCAACGAAGCGCACAUUAGCCUGCAGCACCAAGAAUUGGUAUGAAACCGUUUACACCGCGGCGUCGUUUGAAUUGGACGCUCGGAGCAAGCUGAGGGUGACUUCAACACUGGAACAUCUCAUCUCUACCGACGCUACUUCCGUCUUCUUUGGGGCGGAACUUCUCCCUUAGCAGUCUGGUAAAGCGCCAUUACUAGAGACGAUAUUAUCGGCCGAUAAAUGCUUUAAAAUGUAAUAUCGGAAAUGAUCGGUAUCGGUUUCAAAAAGUAAAAUUAAUUACUUUUUAAAUCAAAAAUAAUGCACUUUGUGAAAGUCAAAGUAUAGUAUUUCCCAUAGUUGUAAUGGGUAUCAGGAUUAUCUCAGGGAGAGCAUGUCCCAAAUUCCAAGCUGUUUUGAGGCAUGUUAAAAAAAAUAAUGCAC
Entelurus aequoreus (snake pipefish) is the source of this 1217-nucleotide messenger RNA. Its product is annotated as lymphotoxin-alpha-like. The transcript has 5 exons. Gene Ontology annotation, molecular function: tumor necrosis factor receptor binding. The record is from RefSeq and is a predicted model, not a curated record. Gene Ontology annotation, cellular component: membrane. NCBI's taxonomy places the organism in Eukaryota, Metazoa, Chordata, Actinopteri, Syngnathiformes, Syngnathidae. The coding region runs from base 85 to 969 and encodes 294 amino acids. Gene Ontology annotation, biological process: immune response.